Molecule: messenger RNA, 2252 nt
Organism: Tribolium madens (black flour beetle)
Lineage: Eukaryota; Metazoa; Arthropoda; Insecta; Coleoptera; Tenebrionidae
Product: protein SERAC1
Exons: 6
Coding region: 634-1962 (442 amino acids)
Source: RefSeq, a predicted model, not a curated record
CAAAGUUCGUUGCAAAUAUUUAAAAACAAUUAGGUAAUGAGUAGCAGUCACAUGUUACUUUUGGCAUAGGAAAAAAUAAUUGAAUCACAGUCAGUUUAGUUAAAAAAAAAUUCAGGCUUUAUUUAUUGAUUUAUUAACUAGGUACCUAAAUUAAUAUAGUGACCAGUAAAGCCUCAAAAUAAAACGAAUGAAAAUAAAUUUCUUGACGCAAAGCAAGACUGUCACGCAAUAUUUUAUUUUUAGUGACGACUCAUUGAAAGUAUUUACUUUACUGCAGUGAAAAAUUUUCGAAACCAUAUUUUUGCGUAAAACGCUUCGCUUUUACUAGUUUUAAUAAAGGCCACGUGUUCGUUGAUUUGCGAUAAUAAAUUUGCAUGUGGAAUAUUAUCCGUAAAUAUGUAGGUUUGAGUAAACUAUACCUAGUGGUGUCAUUAAAAGGCAGACAAUAGCACGGUGCUUGAUACAUAGAAGUAAUAAAUUGAAACGUCCUUGUCACAAUUAUCAUUUAUAAUAUAUCGCAAUGUGAAUCAGUUCAGAAUGGACGAUUUAAACAGAUAAAGUACAGCGAACCGGGAUGUGACAUGCUUGAACUUUUGGUGGUUUCUUCAAGGUGCCAAUUUGGAGCGUGAUAAUAUGAUACCAAAGGAAAUGCUCAUUAGACGCCUACGAGUAGCUGUGGCUGUCUUCGCCCGCACUGUCAUGCCAGCAGUCCUAAAAAUCUACUACUUGUACCUAAGAAACCAACAAAUCGUAGUAGACAAAGUCCGACACCGCCUUCUUCCAACACUAGUAGCCUUCCUAGCCAACAGUCUCUCAAGUUCUUUAGCAUCAGUCCAGAAACGCAUCACUUUCCCGCUCAACCGUCGUGCCAUCAAAGACAUACAAAAAGACCUCAAUCCAGUUAACGAAGACGUCACCAACACCAUCCCCGAAGAAAGCGUUGAAUGUCAAGUCCUAUUCGCCCCAAAAGAAGAAAUCCUAGCCGAUGUUAUCUUCAUCCACGGUCUUCAUGGAGGCAUCGAUAAGACAUGGAAGCAAGGCCAAUGGCGACACGACGGUCACAAACUCAAAGACCAAUCACCCGUCCGGAGUCAAUCAACGGGGAAUUUAUACGUUCCACCCAGAAAACAUUCUUUGAAACGUACUUUCAGUGAUAUUUACGCCAACAGGCCGCAGGUGAAGAUUGCGAGGAAGGAAAAUGAGGUAUGCGUGACGCGCGAAGAGGAAUGGGAAGUUAUCGAAGACGAGGAUGUGGGUGACGAUGGGUGUUAUUCGAACUGUUGGCCGCAGGACUGGUUGCCGAAGGAUUGUCCAGGAGUGAGGGUGAUUGCUUUGAAUUAUACCACGGAUGUGUUGUGGUGUCCAGUUUGGAAGAAAAAGAGACUAAGGACUGACAUGGUCGAAAGGAGCGACGAAAUGAUCGAGGAACUUUGCAAAUUAGGGGUAGGAAAAAAGCCAGUUAUUUGGGUUGGACACUCGAAAGGAGGUCUCUUCAUUAAACAAAUCAUAAUGAAUGCAUGGGAGCGGCACAGAGAAUGUCCCGAAAAAUUCGGAAUCUUUCAAAAUAGCAAAGGGAUCAUGUUUUAUAGCGUGCCCCACAAAGGAUCAGUUUUAGCAGAUUUCACUUUGCCGCUUCUUAGGCGAAGUGUUGAACUAAUAGAAAUACAAAGAAACUGUGAUUUCGUACUAGAUCUGCACAAGCGAUUUUUAGAACUAUGCAAGCAAGGCCAUUUAGAAGCUGACAUUUUUAGUUUUAUUGAAACUUCGUUUACAUUAAUGUCGUUUGUUUAUUUAAAAAUUGUCGCAUACGAAUCGGCAGACCCCGACAUUGGGAUAAAAUGUGACGUGCCUUUAGACCACAGAGAAAUAUGCAAACCCGCAGGCCGGGACUGUUUCCUUUAUUUGGAAUUAAUCAAAUUAAUAAAAAAACACAGUUUAAGUGAAAUAAAUGAAAACUUUUAGGUCAAUUACGUAAACAAAUGUGAUGCUACUCUAAGUAUUUUAGAUAAAUAUGUAAUUAGGUACAUUUAAUUUUUAAUUCUCAGGUUUUCGCCUAUUUAUCAUUCCUGGUUGUCAGUAUUCUUUCUUGUAUUCCUUUGUGUUCAUAUUAUUUUAAAUCUCAACAAUUUGUGCUGCUACCAAAGUUUUAGUUAAUUGAUACUUUACGUAGACUUACAAAAGAAGCAAAUCUUUUAAAGUGUCAUAAGCAAUAGUUAGUAUUUGAAUCAGAAAAUAUACAAAUUAUUGAUACA